UCAUCUCUAGCUCUUUUAAGUUUUGGUUGCUAUUUAUGUAAAUGUUUAGCGAAAUUGCGGAAAAAGUGCAUAUCAGUGCGCUCGAUUGCUGAAAAAGUAGUUGCGUUGCAAACGGCGAAGAGCCCAUCAAAGGCGGCCCAGUAACCAGGCGAUCGGAGGGCCAAAGGAGCAUCAAGUCGACGUGUUGUAUUCGGGGCGCGGCGCCUGCAGAAAACGGACAAAACAUCCUUAGGACAACCACACAAAGGCACAUCGAUACUUUCAGCCACCGCACACAAUGGCCGAGCGACCGAAAAAUUUGUUUGCAACCGGAUCCAGUCGCUCCCGCAAUCCCCCGGAUCAGCUAAGCCUGAAUAAUCUUAGCAUACGCCAUCCGCCCUCGUCCACGUCGUCCACUUCUUCGGGAUCCACAUCCUCGGGCUCAAGUUCCUCUUCACAGCAUAACCAUGUUACCCGCUGUUUUGGCGCCCAGCAGCCACAGCAAACCCCGCCGGUGGCCAGCAGUCAAGUGCCACCGGUACCGGCAGCAUCGAGCAGCAGCGCUGCCGAUCGUCACCGGGAGCGAAUUCGCCAGCAGGCCUGUGGCAAGCUACAGUUUGGUGAGGGCGCUGCCAAUACACACACAUUUACUUCAGACGAUCUCGAGGAUGAGGGCGAAAUUGGACGCGGUGCAUUUGGGGCAGUCAACAAGAUGAUUUUUAAGAAACUAGACAAGGUGAUGGCCGUUAAGCGCAUUCGAUCCACCGUAGACGAGAAGGAACAGAAGCAGCUGCUCAUGGAUCUCGAGGUGGUCAUGAAGUCCAACGAGUGCAUCUACAUUGUUCAGUUCUAUGGGGCGCUGUUUAAGGAGGGAGACUGCUGGAUUUGUAUGGAGCUGAUGGACACCUCGUUGGACAAGUUUUACAAGUACAUCUAUGAAAAGCAGCAGCGCCACAUUCCAGAGUCCAUACUGGCUAAGAUAACAGUGGCCACGGUCAAUGCGCUGAACUAUUUAAAGGAGGAGCUAAAGAUUAUUCAUCGGGAUGUGAAACCGAGCAAUAUUCUGUUGCACCGUCGCGGAGACAUAAAGCUGUGUGAUUUUGGUAUAUCGGGUCAGCUGGUCGACUCUAUUGCCAAGACCAAGGAUGCGGGCUGCAGGCCCUACAUGGCGCCGGAGCGCAUUGAUCCAGAGCGUGCCAAGGGCUACGAUGUACGAAGCGAUGUUUGGUCAUUGGGCAUCACUUUGAUGGAGGUGGCGACUGGUAAUUUCCCCUAUCGUAAAUGGGACUCUGUUUUCGAGCAGUUGUGUCAGGUUGUGCAAGGCGAACCGCCCCGACUUUUGACAUCCUAUAACGGCAUGGAGUUCUCCAAAGAGUUUGUGGACUUUGUCAAUACUUGUCUCAUUAAAAAGGAGAGCGAUCGGCCCAAGUAUAGUCGUCUGCUGGAGAUGCCCUUCAUCCGUCGUGGUGAGACGAGCCACACUGAUGUUGCCGUGUAUGUGGCCGAUAUACUGGAGUCGAUGGAGAAAGACGGCAUUACGCAGUUUACGGCCAACCAGCAGGCGGAGAGUUAAUCACCCUAAGCGAAGAUGCAAGUCAUAAAUUAACUAAGAUUCAAGAGGAACAUAACAACAUGCAUAACUAAACAGAAGGAAAGCAGAUAAAAAGUUUUAAUUGUUGUCUACUUUGUAGCAUUCGUAGAAAACCUAGCGCAUAUUUUGUUAAACAGAAAAACAAAAUUAAGCGAAAAGUGUGUAAGCUGAUAGUAAGCAAAAUGUGUGUAUAGUUUAAAGUCCCUAAAGCCUAUUGUAAUUCAAUAACUUUUGUAUUCGCAGUUUUGUGCGUUAAGUUUUGUGUUGAAAAUAAAUUUGUGUUUACAAAAGGCGAGCGGCGGGUUACAGGCGAUUAUAUUGGCCAAUGACUUGACCAGCUUCGGACUCCCAGCCAAAAGCCUAUUUAGCCUCAAUCAAGCGAGCAUUUUAUAAUCCGGUUGAUUUAUCUAUCACAAAUAAUGAUACCAGACCAAUUGGAAAUGCAUUUUGCGUUAAUAAGCAACCACAUGCGAAACUUAAGCAAUAUUUGUAAAAAAAAAACAGCUUCGUGGAAACGAGAGUUAACUACCCAUGCAAACAACUAACAGAAACACCAAUACGCGUUAAUAUGCGUGAAUAAAUAGUUCAACAAAAACAAUUAUACAUUAUUUAUUGAACAGAAUUUGUAAUCCUAUUAUAUUUUUUUAAUUUGCAUAUAUGAAAAUGAUUGUGAAAAGCUUUAAAUAAUUGCCAAGCGGCUGAGAUGUUUAAAUUGUAGUAGAAAUUAUUGCAGAUAAAUGCAAAGCUAAUCCCAUAAUAUAUGAAAUAAUUAGCCAUAACACCGACACAUCCAUACCACACACACACACACACACACGUUUUUAUGCGUAGAAAUUAGUUGUAAGUGAAGCAAAAAUAUUUAGCAAAAAGUUACAGCUAAAAAAACACAAGUCAUGUGAAAACUACAAAUAAAACAAAAUAAAUGUAUUGUGCCUAAGUAUAAACCGAAAUGAUAAACACUCACCAAGAGAACUACAAUUUAAAUUUAAUCAAAACUCAUAAGCCAUUUAUAAUCCUUAGCCUAGCUUUUAAACCCAGCUUAUAUAGACGUACCGCAUAUUUAUACCAUGCCAUUCCCGCCCAAAAAUAUUCACAGCCAAACAAUUGCACCGUCUAAGUCCCCGUCUCAAAAAUAACAAAAAAAGGAAAAACACGAAGUAAAACCAAUGUUUUUUGAUUAACAUUUUUAUGCAAGCGUCAAUGUGAAAGCAAAGUUUAUUUUGUAUACAUAUAUAUAAAUGCAUAAUAUAUAUUUGCACGGGUUGCAUAUUAUAGCGUAAGAAAAGCAACAAGAGCCUGCAGCAUUUCUCUUUUAUUUUAUUUUUUUUAAUUUGUUUGCGAAAUAAAAUCCUAAAGCAUGCAGCAUUUAGAGCGGAUAUACAUAUAUACACAUGAAAAUAUGAAAUUGUAUAUUUUUAUUAAGCCCACAAACAUCCCAGAAAUUGCAGCUAGACUUGUCAAGUAAUAAUAUUAAAUAAAUAUUAAAUUAUUAAAGCAUG
Drosophila sechellia is the source of this 3069-nucleotide messenger RNA. RefSeq names its product dual specificity mitogen-activated protein kinase kinase 4 (gene Mkk4). Gene Ontology annotation, molecular function: ATP binding; JUN kinase kinase activity. Bases 278 to 1552 code for a protein of 424 amino acids. Gene Ontology annotation, biological process: MAPK cascade; protein phosphorylation. The transcript is spliced from 5 exons. The record is from RefSeq and is a predicted model, not a curated record. Lineage: Eukaryota; Metazoa; Arthropoda; Insecta; Diptera; Drosophilidae.